AUGACGACGACAUUUGGGAUUGCUGAAUUGGAGAGCAGCCUCGCGGCAUUGCAUCUGACUGCGCCCCGUUCUGUUGUUGAGCCGACUGACAUCUUGACAAAUCCUCUUGAUGUAUGCCGGAGCCUCUUAGCCGAUAUCUUGAGUGGGCUUGUCGAAAGUAGUCCUGAGGCAGCGUACAAAUCAAUACAAUGGCCCAAUAACAUUUACAAUGGUGACCUAGCUGUUGUAUUACCGAAACUCCGCCCUGGCUGCAAGGCUGCGGACCUGGCUUUGGAUAUCGCGCAGAAGGUUCGAACUCUCGUUUCUUUUUUAUUACCUUAUGCAAGUCUAAGUGUCACACAGUUCCCACAGAACCACCCGCUUUUUCCUUUGCCUUUCCUCGAGAAUGUGCAUCUCCGGAUAUUGCUCGAAGUUGAUGCAUUUGCCCGUCUUCUGUUCCCUUUCAUCCUCAAACAUGGGGAUUCUUAUGGGACCGAUGCGACUCGCGGCUUACGGAGUUCGUUGUCGCCGGAUGAGGGACGCAAGAAGCUGGUGGUAGAGUUCUCAUCGCCCAACAUCACCAAUGAACUUCAUGGAAGGCACCUCCGCAGCACAAUUAUCGGCGCCUUCAUUGGAAACUUCUAUGAGAGCAUGGGCUGGGAUGUCACUCGAAUCAACUACCUUGGUGACUGGGGAAAGAAUAUUGCGCUAUUGAAGGUCGGCUGGGAGAGGUUCGGGGACGAAGCAAAGUAUCAAGCAAAUCCCAUCGAGCAUUUGCUGGAAGUGUUUGAGAAGAUCAACAACCUCUUCCAACCGGAAGUGGCAGCGAGUAGACAUGCUCGAGACGAGGCUGCGAAGCAUGGCCAGGACGAGGGUCAAGUGCAAGCCGAGAUUGAAAAUCAAGGUAUAUAUGCUGAAAGAAACACAGUAUUCAAGAAGCUCGAGAAUGGCGACGAAGAAGCCAUCGGAUUCUGGAAACGAGUCAGGGACGUCAACAUUGAGAACUACACAGACUUCUAUUCACAGCUAGGCAUCAGUUUCAAUGAAUAUACCGGUGAAUCACAAGUCAGUACAGAAACAAUGGUCGAAGUCGAGACUCUGCUGAAGGAAGGAAACAUUUGCGAGGAGAGCUCCGGUGCUUGGGUUGUUCACAUGCAACACCACGGGCUCAGAGCUGGUACCGCUAUCAUACGGGGUCGGGACGGAGCGACUACUUACCUUCUUCGGGACCUUGCAGCAAUGAUCGAACGUUCAAGGAAGUACAGCUUCGACAAAAUGAUCAUCGUUACUGCCAACGACCACAAUACCCCCCACUUCACGCAUUUGCAUCAUAUCUUAGUUGCACUCGGCAAAAAGGACCUGGCAGACAAAAUCCAGCACCUGAAGUUCAACGAGACGUCAAACAUGGAAGAGACACUGGGAAAAGGUUACAAACCUCAAGCAAUCAUUAGCCACAUCGAAACGGCUAUGACAACGGAAUUGGAGACCAACAGGCAGAAGAGCAUAAUCUUUGGCGAGCCUGAGAAGAGUUCAAAAGCGCUAUCAAUCGCUUCUCUUCUCGCACAUGAGCUUUCCACACGGACUACGUCUGCCCACUCUUUUGACACAGGGGACAUGACGACAUUCAAGCUCGGAACCGGACCUGAUUUGCAGUACUGGUACGCGAAGCUCCGCACAGUCCUGAAGUCUCGCGAUGCCGAAGUCGAGCUCUCCGAUGCGGACUACGAAUCCUUGGUUGAGGACGAGUCCGCUUCCAAUCUUCUCCGUCUCCUCGCGCAGUAUCCUGAGGUCACCCGCACCACUUAUAAUUCAUCCGUACCCCAGCCAGAUGAUAUUGUGAAAUAUCUGGCUGGCGUGACCGAGCAACUCGCUGAUUGUCUGAACAACGACGAUGACGCCGAAGAUGGCGAACAAAGGGAAGCGGAAGCUGGAAACGAAGCCGAAGCAGAGGAAAAGACUUUCGGUCCGGGACACCUUACACUGUUUGAGGCAACACGCAUUGUGCUAGAGAAUGGACUCAAGCUGCUCGGUAUCACCCCGUAUGCAACCGAAAGCUAUGAUCGCGCCGAUACUCCCAUCGCGGAUUGA
Molecule: messenger RNA, 2067 nt
Organism: Didymosphaeria variabile
Lineage: Eukaryota; Fungi; Ascomycota; Dothideomycetes; Pleosporales; Didymosphaeriaceae
Exons: 1
Coding region: 1-2067 (688 amino acids)
Biological process (GO): arginyl-tRNA aminoacylation; mitochondrial translation
Cellular component (GO): mitochondrion; cytoplasm
Molecular function (GO): ATP binding; arginine-tRNA ligase activity
Source: RefSeq, a predicted model, not a curated record